Molecule: messenger RNA, 6708 nt
Organism: Drosophila simulans
Lineage: Eukaryota; Metazoa; Arthropoda; Insecta; Diptera; Drosophilidae
Gene: mura
Exons: 10
Coding region: 969-4523 (1184 amino acids)
Source: RefSeq, a predicted model, not a curated record
UAUGUGUGUGAACUUGUGUUGAUUUUGUCCGUGCGAGUAAGCGAGAUAGCAAAAGGGGGCCGCGGGGGCUGGCCACAGCCACAGAGUUUCGAUUUUCCAUCCAUAUAUCUACACUCGCAGCGGAAACAAGAGAGAGAGAGAGCGUGAGAGAGGAGCGCCCCGUCUGGUCUGGGCACAUUUUACCACACUGCGUCUUUGUCUGCCGUCGAGUCGGGAGCUCCGCGUCUGCAUACAUACAAUAUUUUAUUGCUGGUUUUGGUGGUAAAUUUGCAUUGUUAACGGCCGCGGCCAGACGUGCCCCGCUUCUUUAACACACACGUCUCUCAAACGAAUACCGAUCAUCAAGUGUUUCCCCUAUUGACUCUCGUAUAUAGCCACACGUAAAAACCAAUAAAUAGCGAUACUGAUACCGAAAGCAACUAAACCGAAAGUGUAUACUAAAUACAUGCCCGUAUGUACCACAUAAGACUGCCAUCUGCCCCUUGCGUUGCCGUGCCGUGCCGUGCCGUUGACACUUUUGUAUCUGGCCGUAUUCGUAUCUGUAUCUCAAACUCACUGACCAACUACUGCAAGCGCAAAUGCAAAUGUAAUCUGCAAAAUGCAAACUGCACACCUGAAUCUCAGCGCAAGUCUUAAACGUUUAAUCCUCGAACUGCCUACAAUACCAACCAACCUAUCAGCCAUCCUGAGCCAAUCAACCAACCAACCUAUCAACGGUCUACCGCAACUGGCAAACCAAACGGCUUUAGUUUCUGUGUGAUAACAAGAAAAGCGCAAAGAAAGCUCUCGCCCAGUCGAAAGUCGAAUAGCAACAGCAGUGGCAUCCACAACAGCAGCCGCAGCAGCAACAACAACAGGCAGCAGCAACAACCACAGGCAGCAGCAGCAGGAACAACAGUGCGGCAGCAGCAUCUGCAGCAACAACAGUGCGGCAGCAGCAUCUGCAGCAACAACAGUGCGGCAGCAGCAUGCUGAACUCGAAUGCCACCGGCGGCAACAACAACGGCAACAAUCAUGGGGGCAGCAGCCGUCGGCCCUUUACCCGCAAUUCCUCAUCGGUCCGCUCGCAACGCGGCGGUGGUGGCGGGUUGGGCGGUCGCAUGGUCUACUCGCCACACACACAUCCGCAUCCGCACGCCCAGCAGCAGCAGCAACAACAGCAACAGCAGCAGCAACAGGGGCAGCAGCGGUCCAGCAACAACGGCAACAACAACCUGUGGCUGGGCAACAGUCCGUGGUGCAACGUCAAUUUGAACGGUGGCAACAACAAUAACAACGGUGGCAACAACAACAAUAACAACGGUGGCAACAUCAACAGCAACAACAACGGCAACAAUGUCAAUAACAAAGAUGCAAACCCAAAUUGCGAUGUACAAACAAGUAAUUCUAGCGGAACUUGUAUUUAUAACAAUAGCAAAGCGCAUCAUCAUCACAACAACAGCAACAACAAUGGUCACACUCAGAGCCACAAUCACACUAACCAUUCCCCCCACCAAGGUCACAAUCACCCCCACCACACCCAAAUGCACUCACCCCACCACCCGCAUUCGAGUUCACCACAGCAAUCAAACAGUUACCGCCAAUACCCACCGCAUUCCUACUCCCCCAACUCCCCACACAGCAACGGCCAUACAAACAGCAAUGCUAGCAACAAUCCCAUUAGUCAGCGUAGUAAUCCCCAAGCCCACCCCAACCAGAACCAAAAUUCCCAUUCCAAUUUUUACGAGAUGUGUACGGGAAGUAGGGGAUCCCACACCUAUGGAUCCAUGUCCGUUUCCCUGGUGAGACUGAAUCCUGCCCGUUUGUGCCUAACGCUUGGCCCUGUCACGCCACCCGCCCAGCGAGUAGUAUCCUUUGGCCACCGAUCCCAUUCCAAUUCCAGUUCCAACUCCAGUUCUAGUGAUCAGAAUCAGCAUAACCCGCCGCCACGUAGUCAAAACCAUCACCCCAAUCCACAUCAUAGUCAGUACCAGUACCAGUACCAGUACCAGUACCAAUACCGAUACCAGUACCAUCCGCCACACCAGUACCAUCCAUUGCAUAGCCCACAGCAACAGACUAAUCGCCAAUCCCUUCCGCUAACACGAACGAAUUCAAAUUCAAUCAACGCAACAACUUUCAAUUCAACCAAUCCAACAACAAAUAGUAAUCCUACUGAUGUUGUGAAUGUAAAUUCUUGUACCGAUAUAAUUCCUCAUGGGCCUUCGUCAUCGUCUUCGUCUGCGUCUUCGAUGCUGCCCCAACAACAACAACAUCAAAUUAAUAACGCAUCCGCACCCAUCAAUAGCCACAGCCAAGGUCAAGGUCCCGGGAACUCCCCCAAUCUUGGCCACAAUCACCAACGUGGCUACAACAACGGAAAUAACAACAACAACAACAACAACCGGGGUAUCGGGAACGGGAUCGUAAAUGGUAAUACCAAUGGACCACCCGAUUAUAUGAACUACCGACGUGGCGUGUGUCCGGCUCAAUCGCGGGACUAUUCCGGCAACGGAAAUGGGAAUAACAACGGACACGGCCACAAUGGACGUCGCUAUAUGCCCGAUAACUUGAACAACCCGUCCUCAUCCAUGAAUGGCCUGAUCAAUUCCGGACACCACCAGCGCAACUACAACGACAGGAACUUGAAUAACCACUUUGGAAACUCCGAACAGAACGGAGGACCCGACCAUCGGGAUCGAGCCGAGGGUUCUUCGUACAACUUUAUGCGCAACGGAGGAGGUAGCGGGGGCGGCGGCUACGGACGCAAUGGAUCGCAUUACCAGCACAUGGCCUAUGGUAAUAACAACGGUGCGUCCACUUCGACCGGCGGACCAGGCCUUAUGGGUGAACUGCCCUCGGGAUCGGGCCUGUCGGGCUCUUCGCUGUCGCUGAACAACGGACCCGGAGGCCUCAACUCCGACAGUCCGUCGCGUAAGCGCCGCCGCAUCUCCGGAAGACCCCAGAACGGACCACAGCCCCAACACCGUUGUCCGAUGGCACACAUGCAGCAGGGAAGUCCGCCACUUCGACGCCCGCGGUUGCGCGAUGUGGCUACCUCCACGCAGCAGCAGCAGCAACAGCAGUACGGCCAGCAGGUUCAUCAUCCUCAGCAGCAGCAACAGCAGCCGCCAUCCAACUACCACCCGAUACACCAUCAUCAGCCACAACCGCACUACGUUCCUCAGCAGCAGGUGCCACCGCCGCACGUCCAGCGCUCGCCGUGGGAUUUGGGCGGCAGUGGAGGCAGCUCUGGAGGAGCCACAUCCAGCAGCUCGGUGGGUCCCAUUCUGCAGCAGGUGCAGGCGCCGCCGCAGCCACCGAGUCACCAGCAAGCGGUGGGCUAUCCACCAGCACCGCCACAGCCCGCCUCCCUGAUGGUGGACCUCAAUCUGAACCAGGUGCCAGUGAACCUGCAGUUGCGUCCCUCGGAGCCCUUCUGGGCCUCCUUCUGCACCUAUCCUAUACCGGCGCAGGCAAGACUAGCACCCUGUCACUUGCACGGUGUCUACACGCAGCCAUUCCCCGCCGCCCCACCACCAGGACUGGCCGCUCCUCCACUCCAACAACAGCAUCAGCCACUUAUUCAGGCCCAGCAAAUGAUUUCCCAGGCCACCUUGACCGCCCAGCAGCAGCAGCGGGAUGUGGUGGCCAUUGCUACGGCCAAUCUGGGACCCAUUGAAGCGCCGGGAGCCCAUGGCCAUCCUCACGCCCAUCCACAUGCUCAUCCGCAUGCUCACCAGCUGCCGCCGGGCAUCCACAUCACGCCGCUGAGCGGAGCGGCGGCAGCGGCCGCCACCCAUCAUCUACAUUCCACGGCGGCAGCUGCAGCGGCCGUCGCUGCCAGCGCCCAGAUAACCACCGCGCAGCAGAUCCUCUUCUCGUCGGACCGCCGCACAUUCCCGCCCCACCGCCGCAUACCGCGCUUCUGGACGGCGAACCAUGGACAUCGUCACGUCCUGCCGCCGCAGUCGCUCGCCGCCCACCAAGCUCCUGUGCAGAUUCAGGCUACUUCGGGCAUCAUCAACCCUGGCUUCUUGCUCAAUUUCCUGGCCAUGUUCCCGCUGUCGCCUUACAACCAACAUGAUCUGAGCUCUGGCGACACCAAUGAGACGGAGAACUACGAGGCGCUGCUCAGCCUGGCCGAGCGAUUGGGUGAGGCCAAGCCGAGAGGACUCACCCGCAACGAGAUCGAUCAGUUGCCCAGCUACAAGUUCAACCCGGAGGUGCACAACGGCGACCAAUCAUCCUGUGUGGUGUGCAUGUGUGACUUUGAGCUACGCCAGCUACUGCGCGUCCUGCCCUGCUCUCACGAAUUCCACGCCAAGUGCGUGGACAAAUGGCUGCGGUCGAAUCGCACCUGCCCAAUUUGCCGCGGCAAUGCCUCCGACUACUUCGACGGCGCCGACCAGCAGCAACAGUCGCAGGCAACAGCCGGAGCUGCGGCUGCAUUGAGCAGCACGUCCGGCGCAAGUGCCGGAGUGGCGGGAACUUCCGAGGCUUCAGCGGCCACCGCCAAUCCGCAGCAGAGCCAAGCGGCCUAGACCCGAAACCCUAUUCCACACACCUCCAGCUUUCGCUUUUCCGGGCGAUGAGUGGUCGGAGGACGGAGGAGAUUUCCGGGCGUGGAGGGCUGGUCUGGGGCGGGGGAGCCACCUCCCACCACCGCCAUCACUUGAUGUAACGCGCAACGAAUCCAACUGCCAAACCGUCGACGCUUCCUCCUCAGCUGUAUGCCCCCGCCCAACUGGCCACAAAUAAUGGAUCCACCCGCUCCGCCCCUCGGCCACGCCCACGCGAAACUCGCCGCCUCUUCAAUAGCUUGUCUUAGACAUUAGUUCGUAUGUGAGUAAUGGUAACCGUAAUUAGGAGUAACCCAUAUAUGCGUACCACCAAGAAUUCAACUAUAGUUAAAAAGCGUAUAUAUAUAUACAUAUAUGCGAAGAUAUAUUUGUGUGUGUGGAGAAUGAUAAUGGCGUAAAGCAAGUGUCUGUAUAUAAGCCAAGAAUUGCACAAAAAUUUAACAAUAGAAUUUCUUUGCCUUUACAACUCGAGGAUAUCCUGUAAUCCAUUCAAAUAACUAUAUGCGAACAAAUAUAGUGUAUUCAAAUGCUUGGCAGCGGUCACUCAAAAUCCAGAUGGUUAUGGUUAUGGGGCAUUCAGGAACUAUUAAUCCCCAGGGGCUUUUCGGGACCUUUUGAGGUAUCGGUGCCAAAUCGAAGUGGUUUAUCUUGAAUUGUUGCUGUCCACACGCAUAGCCAUGCAUAGCUCUAUAUUAUAUAGAAUACAUAUUUAAGCAAAGCGAAAUAUUUGUAACUUGGAUUUGUGUUUUCACGCUUUUGAGUUAGGCUUGCGUAUUUACUGCUUCCUCUACGUAAAUACAAAAUAUUUACUACCAUUACAUUUAGUUUUAAUAACAACAACGUACUAUAUUUACCCCUAUACGACUUACAUAAAAACCAGCAUAAAUAUAGUGCAUUGCAUUUUAUACUAAUUGUACGAACUGAACCCACUGAAGAAGUUCUUCUUCUUGCACUAGCAAAAGAAAAAAAAAACAACAAAACCAAACAAAAACAAUGAUAAUGAUAUCCUAUGAGGGGAAAAAAAGAUCGUAUAUAUAUUUUGUUCGUUUCUACUGUUCGAAAAUUAGUAACUAUAAACGGAAGCAACUAACCUUGAAACAUAUAAGCAAUCUUUAAAAUCGACUAAACCAGAUGAACGGAGGACGAUAAGCGUUUCAACAAAUAUACUAUAUAUAGAUGCAUAUAUACACACACACACACACACACACGUACACACACUUACAGGAGGGAAAGCAAACAUAUAAGAAUUUAGCAUACAGGCAUAGAAACAAACAUACAUACAUAUGUAUAUUGGUGGGCUUAUUAAUGUAUUCGUAGUAGAUGUGUGCGUAAUUAAACAUAUUGCAAUCGCUAUGAGAACACAAGUAUCGUAUAUCGUACCUAGACUUUUCCAGGGCCAGCGUGCGUGGGUGGUGACCUCAGCCGCCCACCGACCAGUCCAUCCACUUCCGUAGUAUUUUUGCCUUUUGAACUGUAACGUCUGUAGCUCUAAACACUCACUAAGCAUUAACAACAUUAACAUAAACAACACACACACAAACACACCUUAACCUCCUUCAAUGUGACUUGUCUAUUAAAAUUGCAUCAGAUGCGAGUAUUACGAGUAUCAAACAUAUAUACACACAUAGAGAUUUUCCCUCUGAUAUAAGCGAUUUAAGCGACUUAAGCGAACUACGUGCACUAGCCUUUUGAAGCCGGAGGAGGAGAGCAAAAGCAACCAUUUUUACCAAUAUACAUGUACAAGUACAAGUACGAGUACCAUACAAUAAUUAUCUAUAUCUAUCUAUCGAUCGAUCGGUAUACACAAUUAACCAAUUAACGUGGAACUAAACCAAACGAGAAAUGAGAAGAACAAGUAAAUUGAAAUGAUUCCUGCCCUCCAUUCGUAUUAAAAAACCAUUGAAACUAACUCAACAACUUUUUAUAGCAUAUAUAUACUAUGGAUAGCAUUGAUUUUUUGUGAGAAUGGAUAUACAUAACAUUAGUUUAGCCCCUUCGGGAAGGCCAUAAGCCGCAUCUAUUGGCUCAUCCGUUGCUUAUAGCGAGAGUUUGCAGCACUUUUCCUACCCAAAGCCAACCUGACCUAGCUCCCCCGUUCUCAAGUCCUUAAUAAAGCUAUGCAUUACUGCAAUCUUGAUACCUAGUA